Messenger RNA from Dracunculus medinensis (Guinea worm), 279 nucleotides. The record is from the annotation of a GenBank genome assembly. Lineage: Eukaryota; Metazoa; Nematoda; Chromadorea; Rhabditida; Dracunculidae.
GUGAAUCAGAUGGUUGGUGAUUAUUUCUUCACUUGCGAUAGCAUAUGGUUAGCCGACCAAAUGGAUGCCUCUGGCAACGUUUACAUUUAUUACUUUGAUCAGCCAUCUAGUGUUAAUCCAUGGCCGAAAUGGACAGGCGUAAUGCAUGGUUACGAAAUAGAAUAUGUGUUUGGUGCACCAGUUUACAAUUUUUCUGCUGGCUAUACGAGGGCAGAAAAAUUGUUUAGCGAGAAAAUUGUGGAAUAUUGGAAAAGCUUUGCAAUAUAUGGGUUUGUUUAA